This is a messenger RNA of Adineta steineri, 423 nucleotides long. NCBI's taxonomy places the organism in Eukaryota, Metazoa, Rotifera, Eurotatoria, Adinetida, Adinetidae. The record is from the annotation of a GenBank genome assembly.
AUGGAUUUGAAAUUAAUUAAAAUUUGGAUUUUAUGGUUUUUCGUUGCACUUGGUUUUAUGCAUCAUUCGAAAACACGAAUGAUAUGUUAUGUCAUAUUUAUAUUAUUUUUAUAUAGUUUAAUUAUUUUAUUUGGUUUGGGAGAGCGUUUAUUAUUUGUAACAUCUGUUAAUCUACAGAAGCUUCUAGGAAAUGAUAAAGUUGUUCUUAAACCAUGGACACCAAAAUGGCAAGAAGAAUUUGAAAAUGAAAAAUCUCGUUUAAAUAAAAUAAUUUUAUCAAAAUGGAAACAUAUUUUUCAUAAAGAACUUUCACCAGAUGGUCUUGUUCAUAUUGGUUCAACUUCGAUUGAAAAAAUUGCAUUAGCUAAACCAAUGCAUGAUGUAGCAAUUGCAAUAACAACAAAAUAUCUUCCUAUAAAUUAA